CAGCAGAUCCUCCGGCUUGCAGUGGGCUGAGCACCCUCGGCUGUAAAACCUGGAAGCCGAAAAUACCUGAAGCAUGAACGUUUAAUUCACCUCACAGCUGUUUUCAUUAUUUUUCAUUAUUGCAGUGUUUUGAGGCUGAAUCCAAAGCCUGGUGAAGAAACGUGGUUCCUCCCUGCCAAGGCUGCGGUGCGUGCUUUCCGCCAGGACUGCAGCCCCUCGCCUCGCCGCGCUCUGACAGCGAGCAUCAUAACAUACUGAGAAAAAAACACCAAAAAGGGUUUUUGCAACAGCAGCACGGGAGGCACGAGGCUGAGCGCAGGCGGCGGUGGCCAUGUUCUGCGCGAGCAGGAAGUGGGCGAGCGGUGCUCGGCCCAGCAGCGAUGGCAGGCGACGAGAGGGACUACAACCUGACGGCGGAGCAGAGGGCCACCAAAGCCAAAUACCCCCCGCUCAAUAAGAAGUAUGAAUAUUUGGAUCACACAGCAGAUGUGCAGCUACAUGCAUGGGGAGACACUUUGGAAGAAGCAUUUGAGCAGUGCGUUAUGGCCAUGUUUGGCUACAUGACUGAUACGGAGACUGUGGAACCUCUGGAUACUGUAGAGGUAGAAGCAGAAGGGCAUGACAUGUUGUCUCUUCUCUUUCACUUCUUGGAUGAGUGGCUGUAUAAAUUCAGUGCCAAUGAGUUCUUUAUACCCAGGGAGGUGAAAGUGCUUUACAUUGACCGAAUGCAAUUCAAAAUAAGAUCAAUUGGGUGGGGAGAAGAGUUCUCUUUACAAAAACACCCUCAGGGCACAGAGGUCAAAGCCAUAACUUACUCAGCAAUGCAGAUCUGUGAAGAAGAAAAGCCAGAAGUCUUUGUCAUCAUUGAUAUUUAAGCAAGAGAAAUGUAACUAAGCCGAUACUUGUCAUUGGUUGACAAAAGUCACAAGAAAACUGUAACCCCCAUGAAUGGGACUAAGGAAUUAGCUGAUUCAAAUCAUAAAUUGAAGGGGGUUGUGGGAAAUGUUAUCCUGUAUUUUGAAUUGAGGAUGGUGAGCCAGACCAACACCUGCAUGCCAGGAAAAAAAGAGCUAGUUGGGUCUGGGGGAGAUUCGAGAAGAGAAUUAAUGGGAUGAAAGUCUCUCAGGAAUGCUGGUAGUCAGCUUUUAAAGCUGAUACAUGUGUUGGGUGCUGUAUGAACUAAGAUAAAUUAGUGGAGCUGCUAGCUAAAUACUAGCUUUUUGUAGGGUGGCAGGAGAUAAUUACAUGACUUCAUUUGCAAAUUUAAAUAGAAUAUUUUUGAGCUCUUUUGUAUUAUCUGAAGGGUCCUAAAUAUCUUCAGUGGAUCAGUCACGCCACCAGGUGGUGCUGACUUCCUGGAAAUAAAUUUCCAGAUAAAAUCUUAAAGCAUGUGACGGUGUACAAGGAAUACUAAUAGCCAUUUAAUAUCCUAAAAAAGUAGACUGCUUUGCUGCCACUGUUAAAAGGAAUUCACCAGAUUCUCCGCAGGUUCACUCCUAACUAUGUGUUGUGAAAACUGAUUCUCAUCUUUUAGAAGAAGUAGACAAUCAGGUUCAGCUCCCAUUUUUUUUUUACAAAGGACAAUGUAGAGCAUCCCUCAGAUGGGAGGACUGUGCAUGGCGAUUCACAUGUCAAACUGACUCUUUUUGAUUAUUACACUGUUUUUUAGCACUGAGAGGAGUCCAUGCAAUUAAUCUCUUUUCAAUAUACACAGCAUUCUGAGCUUGUGUGCCUAACCCCUGAAAAGCUUCUUUUAGCUUUUCCUUUAAAGUCAAACACUAGACUUGAGAUCACUAAAUCAAAAAUAAAUUAAAAAUUGUUUUGUUUUAAAUCACAGGACAGCAAAUGUGCAGUACCUGCCAUUGCUAUUCAAGUGUGACAUAGGCGCAGUGAGUAAGGGAAGGUCUGCACUGCCAAGACCUGUUUUAUAUGGUAAAUUUUAGAGGUGCUUUGCCACUGGAGGUGAUGUCUCAUCUUUAUUUUGCUGUAAAAUCAUCUUAAAUGGACUGGACAAUUUUUAUUUCCUAUUGUGAAGAUGAGGGAUAAAAUCUAUUUUUUUGAGAAACCUUUGACACUGAAAUAAAACCAACUAAAAGAAUUAA
This is a messenger RNA of Anas platyrhynchos (mallard), 2102 nucleotides long. RefSeq names its product zinc finger and BTB domain containing 8 opposite strand (gene TSLIG1). The record is from RefSeq and is a predicted model, not a curated record. NCBI's taxonomy places the organism in Eukaryota, Metazoa, Chordata, Aves, Anseriformes, Anatidae. Gene Ontology annotation, biological process: tRNA splicing, via endonucleolytic cleavage and ligation. Gene Ontology annotation, cellular component: tRNA-splicing ligase complex.